This is a messenger RNA of Lathyrus sativus (Indian pea), 420 nucleotides long. The record is from the annotation of a GenBank genome assembly. NCBI's taxonomy places the organism in Eukaryota, Viridiplantae, Streptophyta, Magnoliopsida, Fabales, Fabaceae.
AUGAAUAAAUUGAAGUCUUUGGAGGACGAUUAUGAAAAACAACUUCAAGAAGAAGCUAAAGAAUUAGAGCAAUUAGUGAGUAGAAAAAAUACAAAUUCUGCUAAAGAAGAAGAAUAUGCUAGACUCGAUCGUCUCAAGUAUGUUCUCAAAGCUAGAUUGUUUGAAGUUGAUAGCGACAUGACAGAGGGACAGACUUAUGAUUUCUUGCACGAUAUUGCGGAUUUGAGGAAGAGGCAAAAGCCAGGGAUUGGGAGCGAUAGGAAGAGGCAGAAGGCGGAGGAUGACUUAAGUGACUGUGGUGGAUCCAGUGGAGCUGAUAAUGACAAGGAUUUGAAGAGGAUGAAGGCGAAUUUUGAGAAUUUAUGUGAUGAAAAUAAGAUUCUGGUGUUUUUUAAGAAGCUGUUGAAUGAGUGGAAAUAG